Molecule: messenger RNA, 1917 nt
Organism: Penicillium chermesinum
Lineage: Eukaryota; Fungi; Ascomycota; Eurotiomycetes; Eurotiales; Aspergillaceae
Exons: 3
Coding region: 1-1917 (638 amino acids)
Molecular function (GO): FAD binding
Source: RefSeq, a predicted model, not a curated record
AUGACCAUGGGAAACCCUUCCAUAGUGACCCCCAAGGAGGCUGUCUUUCGGCUAUACCAACAGGCGCUUGCGAAUGCAUUGCCAGACUACAGCAUAGACACCUCAGCCCAGCAAUCGCCGCCCCAACCCGACGAAAGAUAUGAUGUUGUCAUUGCCGGCGCAGGGCCGGCUGGUCUAAUGCUGUCGCUUCUCCUUGCCCGCCUUGGCUUACGAUCCCCCGGAUCUAUUCUAUGUGUCGAUCCUCGCGAAACACCCCUCUCCUGUGGCCGUGCGGAUGGUCUCGUUGCGCGGACUCUGGAGACUUUCAAAGAACUCGGAAUUUACCAACAGGUCCUCGAUGUUGGCAAGAGCAGAAGAGUCAUGCGCCGCAGCCUUGCCGGAGACAUGCCACUAAGCCGAGUUCCUCAUGCUGCAUCAUCUCCUCAGGGUCAGAUCGAGCGUAUCCUUGAUCGCGAACUCACGCGCUACGGGGUCGAUGCACUCGAGCGUGGGAGCAAGGUUGUCAAUGUGACGCUUGACAAGGAAAGCAUCUCCAGCCAUCCUGUUGCCGUGACCAUCAUGGAUAAAGAAGGAAAGAAUCGAGUCGUCAAAGCUCGUUUCGUGGUUGGGGCGGAUGGCGCACAUUCCACUGUGCGAAAAACACUAGGUAUCCCGAUGGUUGGAGACUCGAGCAACACUUCUUGGACAGUGAUUGAUCUUAUACCCCAAACCACCUUCCCUGACAUCCGGCGCAUGGGAACUGUCCAUUCAUCACGAGGCAGUAUCAUGUAUUUUCCUCGUGAGCAAACUUGCGAGGGCUACUGGCCCUGUCGCUUUUACGUCGAUACACGACAUAUCAAGAACGGAGGCACCGAGGUAGAUGAAAAUUACAAGGAAGAAGACCAGUCUGUAAUGACAGCACAAUGUAUCGUGGAUCAAAUCGACAGAGUAUUCGCUCCAUACGAACUCCGUGUGAAGCCGGGUACCAAGAUCGAAUGGAUGAGCACAUAUGAAGUUGGGCAACGCGUUGCAGAACAGUUUGCUGUUUAUGACUCGGAUGGCCUCGCGCGUGUCUUUCUUGUCGGUGAUGCCUGCCACACCCAUAGCCCAAAGCUGGGUCAAGGGAUGAAUGUGAGCAUCGCGGAUUCCUAUAAUCUCGCUUGGAAAUUAGCCCAUGCAAUCCUAGGAAUCAGCAGUCACGCCAAAGCGCUUUUAGAGACAUACGCAAGUGAGCGCCGCUCUGUGGCGCUGCAGUUACUUGAGAUAGACAAGAACUGGUAUCAUUUCGAAUACGCCGUGCGCGAUGCCGAGAGACACGAUGAUUAUCAGCAAGAUCGUGCGGAGCUCUUGAGGCAAUAUGGAGGCUUUUUGAGUGGCCAGGGCAUAAAGUAUCCAGAUGGCUAUCUCACGAAACCAAUCGCUGGCAAUUGGGCUGUUCGUACGGGCUGUCGCUUGCCGGCGAGCUCAGUCCAGCGCUUCGCAGACAGUGUGAAUUUCAAUUUACUAGACCAAGUGGUGCCAGAUGGCCGCUGGAAGGUGCUUUUGUUCACAAGCGUCGAUCUACUCCUUAAAGAGAAUCGCUCGACCAAAGCGCUGGAUUCGCUGUUCAGGGACGUGGUCCCUUUACUUCUUCCUGACACACUACGGGGUAUUAUUGUAACCCCCGAAAUGGUCAGCACUGUUGAGAAAUCAGGCACAGGAAUCUCGGUAAGAGAUAUCCAGUGGUCGGCUUUCCCUGAAUGUGUGAGAGAAGAAGCAGAGAUGGACACAUUCAUUGGCUCCCAGGAUACAUACAGCUUGUACGGAAUCGAUCAGCAGAGAGGCGCCGUUAUAAUUGUCAGGCCAGAUGGUUAUGUCAGUCUCAUAUCAGAGCUAGAGGAUCUUUUCCAGCAAGACAGGCUUUUCGCGAAUUUGGCAUCGCUGAUAAAGUCUGCGUGA